GCGUGUAAUGCGGCGAAACUAAGAAGCGUAACGAUAGAAAGUACAAGCAAAAUUUGCAAAGCGGACAACGAUUAAUUGUCAACAUGGCGGAUAGUGAUUUUCUCAUUACAAUUUCAGGUCCCGCUCUGUCAUUAUUGUUUUAUGAAAAUGUUCGCAGCACCGGGGACCAGAUGGGCUUUUUGUUAGGAGAAACAGUUGAGUUUGUUAUAAAAUCGUACUCAGAUUUGGACAAUCAAGUAGAAACAGUGAAAAUAUACAACAAUAUUGAAGCUGUUGUAACUUGUCCACUACCAAAUUCUUUACACAAUUCCAUUGGCAAAAUUAAUAAGGAAAAGUUAAAGGAUUUUUUACGUGAUACAAGCAAACAAGUGAUAGGUUGGUUUCGUUUCAGGAGAAAUGUAGGACUAAUACCUACGUUCAGGGAUAAAUUGUUACAUAAGCAGUUUGCGUCACACUUUUGCAAUGAGAAUGGUUCCAAAGAAGAAUAUUUUGUUACCUGUUUAUUAAGUUCCUCGAGAAGCAGUGAAAAAGGAACUUAUAAGUUUAAACAUGUCUUUUUAAGACAAAACAGAGAAAUAUUUGAACCAGUUCCUUUAAGAAUAAGUAACUUAGGAAGUAAUUCAUUUGCGCAGGAAGGUUUAGAUUAUAAACCUACUCCUACCAAAAAAUCGUCUGAUGCACCAGAUGUAUUUACUAGUUUUAUAGAAUCUUUGAACUUGGACCUAACAAAGACAUCUGCAGUUGAGUCUGCUAUUGCUAUACAAAAAGCAGCUGAGGAGCAUCUGAGUCAAUUAAUACCAGACUUGUGUAAAUCUGAUCUUGAAGUAGUAGAGCUCGAAAGACAAAUUAAAGAAUUUAUGAUUAACAAAAAGAAAAAGGUCAAUGAUAAUUCAAAAAAAAACAUUCAAAUAACUCAGUCCUAUGAAAUUGAAAAAGACGAAUUUGCUGAUGGAAGGCAGAAAUCAGAAAAAAUAUCUCUAUCCAAAAAUGAAUCUUCAGAUGAUACCUAUCAAGAAUUUCGGACAAAUAAGGACCAUUCUACUGCAAUUAGUCAAACAAUGGCUGCUCAUAAACCGAAAAAUUCAGCAACAUACAUUGAUCAAAAUAAAUCCAGAAAGUCAAGUACAAAUAUAGUAAAUAGUUCGAGUCAGGAACCACCGUCUAUAAAUUCAAUUUCAGAAAUGAAAGUCAAUAUUACAGAAAAUGUGUUGAGUAAGAACAGACGCUUCUCUAAUAUGGAUUCGGAAAUUGUGAAAGAAUCGAUUUGUAAAGGUGAAACGAACGUAUGUGGUGUUGGAAGAGGCAGAGGUAAAUCGAUGCACGACAAUUCACUGAAAAAAGCUAGAAGGACUUCAGGCCCAGAAUCAUCUGAGGCAAAUAGUUUACCAAAUUCUUCCUUUCAAACGUCUUAUAAUCAAGUCACGAAGAAAAAAGUAGACCUAGUACGUAAAUCGGAUACAACGGAUAACCAUUGAAUAAAAGCACUUCCCCUAUUUUUAGUUUACUUUGAAAGCUCUAUAAUGAUAUACUUAAAGUUGUAGAACAUUUUCUACAAAAACGGAAGACAAAUUAAUCAAGAUUUUAGAGCACUGACGCUACACGCGUGUAUAAUGUAAAUAUUUAUAUAUUUUAAAAUGGACCAUACCUGUACCAUGUGCAAGACUGGUCUGUUUCUAGGAAAUUUCAAUCUUACAGAGGUAUAAAGAAAAGACGGUAUUGCGUCAUGUUCAUAGUAUUGAAUCUGUGCAUUAUAAAGCGGAGAGGCAUCAUAGACUGAAAUACCGAAUAGUUUUUAAUAUGCGUUUUUUCUGGAUUCUAUAUUUAAAAAAUAUUAUUCGCAUUACCGCUUUUUUAUACUAUUUUAAAAAUAUAUCCAAUAUCCUCUCAAACAUUUACACUGCUGUAUGCUCUUAAAUUAAUUAUGAAAUUCGGAAAAAAGUGUACAAUAUGUUUUUUCUUUCUUUCUUUUUUUUUUCGAAAUACGUUUCUUUAAAUCGUGCCAUUACACUAAGUAUUUCACGUACAAAAUAAAUACAAAUGUUUUGCAUCAUUAUCUUUUAUAAAUAACAAAUUAAUACAUAUAUUAAGCACUUGUAAAUAAUUAAAAAUUUCAUAAAUA
Molecule: messenger RNA, 2119 nt
Organism: Frieseomelitta varia
Lineage: Eukaryota; Metazoa; Arthropoda; Insecta; Hymenoptera; Apidae
Product: BRISC complex subunit FAM175B-like
Exons: 6
Coding region: 84-1475 (463 amino acids)
Biological process (GO): protein K63-linked deubiquitination; mitotic spindle assembly; attachment of spindle microtubules to kinetochore
Cellular component (GO): nucleus
Molecular function (GO): polyubiquitin modification-dependent protein binding; microtubule binding
Source: RefSeq, a predicted model, not a curated record